Messenger RNA from Lecanosticta acicola, 2238 nucleotides. The record is from the annotation of a GenBank genome assembly. Lineage: Eukaryota; Fungi; Ascomycota; Dothideomycetes; Mycosphaerellales; Mycosphaerellaceae.
AUGAUGUCGAGGCAGAAAUCCAUCAGCAAACGAAUGCUUUCCAAAGUGAAGGAGGGCAUCUCUCACAAAUCGCGCAGUCCAAACAACAUCCGCGCGACAGGCUCCGAGACCAGUCUUAUGCGUCGCCUGUCUGGCAAACGGAAGCAAAGCUCGCAGGCGCAAAGCCGGGCGUCGAGCUUCGAAGUGAGCAGAGACAGCAUUGGGAGUCAAUUGGAAGAUUAUGAGCUUGAAUUGGACACUUCAGCUUCGCAGCGGUCCUUCACAGAUACCAGCACCUCAACAAAUGCGUCUUUGUCCGGCACUGGAAUGACGACGCCACCAUCAGCUAUCACUUCGAGGUCUGCGCAUGGCAGGCAGACUCCGGCAAGAGCACUCCAGGCUUCACCCAGGCUUCAUUCACCCAGUCAGGACUUGACGCCGCGACCACCAACGAGAAGUGGCACUUUCGCCUACUCGGUGGGAGGUCCAUCAGCUUUGAGCACUACAGUGCCAUAUGUUGACCUCAGUGUUACAGUCGACCGCGAUUGCGUUGAUGUAGGCCUCACUCGCGACGUGUGGGUCGCCGUGGAUGCAACAAUACGCACCAAAGUCGUUGACUCGCCGACUGCGAAAGCAAUACGCAAAACACCGCUGGAUGUCAUCAUUGUUCUUUGCCAAGACACCCUUGCAGAGAUGCCGAACGUCACGCACUCAUGUGUGAUCGAAUUGCUCUCUCGACUGGAGACUACGGAUAGAAUGGCAGUGGUUGUCGCUAGUGACGAUGAGUGCUGUCAGCUUCUGGCUUUACAACCUGCCAAGACGACGGUCGUUCUGGAGAGGUUAGGCAUUGCACCAUCUAUGAUCAACGACUCCUAUGUCAAUGUUCGCUUCGGCGAGAUACGGCAACCACUUCAAAACAUCCUCAGAUUUAUCGCCGACCAGGGCGUGCGAGACUCGGCUCAGGUCGUUGCAGUGUGCAAGAACCCAGAUUCCCUAGUGCAUCGAAUCAGGUCUGUUGUGCAAUGGCCGACACACGCCUUCAAGAUCGGCUUUGGACCGAAUCCUACGCAUGCCCUCGGUCCUCAUGACUGGUCCAUUGCUUUCACAGGAACAGGUGGUUGCAGCAAUGAUCUGCUGGAUAACAUGAUCCGAGAUCUCCGUCAUGGCUGUCCGAUGGGACUCAUCCCGAGCCUCCGCUUGUGCUACAAGCCGCUGGAGCAAUGUCGCAUUGUUGAAGUGCUGGGCCAGAAAGCAGUGAGAGACCUGAAGCUCGGGCAGCGAUGUCCUCUCUUCUUGAAGGUACACGUGCCGAAAUUCAAUACCUCUGAGCGUGCAAGUCUUGAGGAGUUGGGUGAUGCAGACUCGCUUUUGACUGAGCUAGAGAGUAUCGUGGGGACACUGGAGACGGACUUCCUCCAUGUCGAAGCUCGAUACCGCCACUCGGCACUGCCGACUGAGAACGUGGUCACGCUGCGACAUAUCUGCAGCAUCAAACGCCCGAAGACGGACUCACGGUGGAGCGUUGUUGGCCCUGGCACUGUGCCUUGCUCGCGGGAGAGCGUGCAGGCGAAGCUGGCCCAGUACAUCGCCAGCAACUAUGAUCCAUCGCGGGCCUUGAAGAUGAUUGAUCGCUGGACACUACAACAGGCGACUGCCUCUGACGCUCUCCGAUCCGUCCGCAACUACCUCGAGACUCACGCGAAGCACACUAUUCCUCUCAGCGACAACAGACGCGACGCCAUCGCACCGGACCCAGACAAGCCUUCGGUUGUCAUCACAGACAUCGACAUGCAGCCACUACCGGAAGUCUUCCCUCUAAGCUCCUCGAAACGAACCAACAAGCAACAACAACAACGAUUACCACAAAACAGCCCGUCGACGUCGAUUUCCGGCACCAAGAUCCUCACCUCCCGCAUCACCGCACCGAAACCCACCACAGCCAUCACCCUCACGACAGACGAGUCACCAUCAAGUACCGCCCGCGCCACCACACCGACAGUUCCCACCGAUUCCCGCGACACGGCAAGACAGCUAUGGCGCCACAUCCGCCGCUCAUCCCUCUCGGCACAACAACUCAUGGAACUCUCCCCCGAUCGCCUCAAUGAGUUGGAAGCGAGCGACGAGACACUGAAAGCGCUCCGGAGCAAGGCGUUGGCGAAUAAGCGCAGUAUCGGCGCGGAGACGUUGAAGGCCUGGAGGUGGGAGGAGAAGAUGAUGAAGGGAGAAGAAGCGCCGACGCCGACGGCGCCGUGGAUGUGA